UCAGUGAUUAGUUGUUUUGCGUUCCCAUGGUAACAUAUUAUUACGAAUUCAUGUUGUCAUGGUAACUUUAUAGACAACAUAACAUUCAAAAGUCAAGUUAAGUCAAUUCAAUUUUAAAUUUUCUAAAAAGAAAAACCAUCUUGAGCUCUAGAGUACCUAAUAUAUAUCUUGAUCUUGAGUGUGUGUUCAUUUUAACCAUGAUUCUCAGCCGAUCCAAACCAGCGGGUGAUAGUCGAGGAAGCGGCAGUAGUUCUGCAAAGAAAACGUUUCCUGAACUCGAAGACUUCAUUCUCAAAAGGGAUUAUGUUGGAGCUAUCACUAUGCUUGAGUUCCUCAAACACGAAGGCAACGUAGACGUGUGGGUGUCUGUAUGGACUGCAUGGUGCUGGUUCCACUUGGGAGAGUACAAGCGAGCACUGGACGAAUAUCUUGAAGUGAAGGCGAGAGAUAAACUCGACGCGCGUGUUUCUGACAAUAUUGCUCUGGAUCUUGCUGUGUGUUACUUCUAUUUAGGCAUGUACAAAGAAUCGCAGGAUACCGUGGAAGAAGCACCCAAGUGUCCACUUAAGUGUCGCCUGCAGUUCCACUUGGCACAUAAGCUAGGCGACGAGGAAGCCCUGAUGCUCGCGCACGCAACAUUGCGCGACGUGCCAGAAGACCAGCUCAGCCUGGCCUCUGUGCACUAUCUACGCGCUCAUUACCAGGAGGCCAUUGACGUUUAUAAGAAAUUACUUUUGGAGAGACGUUACAAGAGAUAUGAAAACAAUGAUAUGGAUUGGUUGAAAGUUUUGUCGCACAUUCCUAGCACAUACAUGGCUUUGAAUGUCUACGUAGCACUAUGCUACUACAAAUUGGACUACUACGAUGUAUCUCAAGAAGUUCUGGGUGUGUAUCUAGCGCAGCACCCUACUUCGACAGUUGCUGGGAACUUGAAAGCAUGCAAUCUCUUCCGGUUAUAUAAUGGAAAGGCGGCUGAAAAUGAACUGAAACAAAUAUCCUCGGACCAGCAUACGUUUGGACAGGACUUGGUCAAGCAUAAUCUAGUUGUAUUCAGAAAUGGGGAGGGAGCUUUAAAAGUGCUUCCAGAGUUAGUCGACGUGGUACCAGAAGCCCGCUUGAACCUGGCUGGCUAUAGGCUAAGGCAUCGUGAACCUUUAGAAGCUCGUGCGUUGCUGGAACCUCUUCAACCUACGUCACCGUUGCACUACAUACUCAGAGCUGUGGUGGCUGUACGGCUUUAUAAUGAGACUGGGGAUGAGGAACAAAUGAAGCUGGCUCAGCAGAGUUUCCACCUGGUCGGCAGUUCGGCUUCAGAGUGCGACACCAUCCCAGGACGACAGUGCAUGGCCUCCUCCUACUUUCUGGCAGGGCAGUUCGAGGAAGUGUUGGUCUACCUCAAUUCUAUCAAGAGCUUCUUUGUCAACGAUGACACUUUCAACUUCAACUACGCUCAGGCAAAGGUGGCUACAGGCUUCUACCGCGAGGCUGAAGAAUGUCUCCUGAGCAUCCAGGACGAGGACAUGCGCUCCUGCUUCACCUACCUGGCCUGCCUCUGUCGCUGUCAGGUUAUGAACAAGGAAGCUCACCACGCUUGGGAGAUUUGCGUCAAGUCCGCAGGAACGCCUGACAGCUUCGCGCUGUUACAGCUGGUGGCCAACGACAGUUAUCGUAUGGGACAAUUCCUGGUGGCUGCCAAAGCCUUUCACAUGCUCGACAGACUCGACGGCGGUCCAGAGAUGUGGGAAGGCCUCCGCGGGGCAGUGUGUGGUUGCGCCCAGCUGGCGGCCGCGAACGCUCCCAACGCUGCGGUGCAGUUGCGCGAGGCGCUGGCCUUGCUGCGCGGGCCGGGGGCGCACCCGCGCGCUGAGCAUAUAGCGCGGCCCAUCGCGCGGUGGGCGCAGCAGAAUAGGAUACAAGUGUAAACGUAUUAUAUAUUUUCUUAUUAAAAUAAAUA
Molecule: messenger RNA, 1954 nt
Organism: Maniola jurtina (meadow brown)
Lineage: Eukaryota; Metazoa; Arthropoda; Insecta; Lepidoptera; Nymphalidae
Gene: Ttc26
Product: intraflagellar transport protein 56
Exons: 13
Coding region: 198-1922 (574 amino acids)
Biological process (GO): intraciliary transport involved in cilium assembly; intraciliary anterograde transport
Cellular component (GO): ciliary base; ciliary basal body; intraciliary transport particle B
Molecular function (GO): intraciliary transport particle B binding; protein binding
Source: RefSeq, a predicted model, not a curated record